Bombus impatiens (common eastern bumble bee) is the source of this 5578-nucleotide messenger RNA. RefSeq lists its product as uncharacterized. NCBI's taxonomy places the organism in Eukaryota, Metazoa, Arthropoda, Insecta, Hymenoptera, Apidae. The coding region runs from base 1140 to 3254 and encodes 704 amino acids. The transcript is spliced from 13 exons. Gene Ontology annotation, cellular component: plasma membrane. Gene Ontology annotation, molecular function: GTP binding; calcium channel regulator activity; GTPase activity. The record is from RefSeq and is a predicted model, not a curated record.
GUGCGACGGUGCUGCUAGUUUAGCAGUUUUCACCCUCUGGAGUAAAAGCGCAAGCGCUAAUGUCCUUUCCCGAAGCUCGGUACUACACGCCAGUAAUCCGUGGAAUGCCAAGGUAGAAGGAGCUAUUUUUUCGAAGAGACGCAGCAGGUAUUACUAGACGCAGCUCCGAAUAGCUUAAGAAUCGAUGGUCGAUCGAAGAAAGGAGAUUGCCGUUGAAAGCAAGAACAGAGACGAAGAUCGAACAGGAUGAAGACGUGGCGCGUCCAAGUAUCGACUUCGUAUGGAACAACCAGUUACAUGGAACGAUCGAAGCAAAACUCGCUUAGAUCGGUUUAAUGUUUUUGCAGAUAAUACAAAUGUCGAUUUCCGUAUCGCAUUCUUUUGAGGAUCUGGGCUAGGAGAGAAAGCGAAAUAAGAUUUUGUGUCAUAACGGUCAUAAACGUAUUGUGAUCCGUUUGACUCUCCUCCUUACCGAUACUCGACUCGGUUUGUUGGAUGAAUAGAACAGAAGAGAAAAGUAGGGAAUAAAGGAAAAGGAAGCGCCGGGAAAUAAGUAUCGAAAUAAGGCGAACGGGCGGAAAGACGGACGUAUAAUAGGACAGAAGAAGUGAUUAAGAGAAAGUACUGAAGGAGUGAAGAAGAAAACCGUUGGCGGAGAGGUGAGAAAAGUGGGCGGCAUUACCAAGAUCAAAUAAAAGAGCCUCGUGACGGAGGGGCUUCGUACGGCCCUGGCGCGACUGCGGCACUGCACCCCCACAGGGGGUUCUCUGCCAAAUACACCGAAUCCGCCUUCCACCCCGGAACAUAGAAAUCACGGAUGUCUGGUGGAUGGUCGCGGGUCGAACCGUAAAAACGGUGGCAGCUCAAGGGGUAGCGAUGGGACCGAUUCGGCAACAGCCGAGUCACAGCAGCAGUCGCAGUCGCAGUCGCAGUCGCAGCCGCAGUCGCAGUCACAAUCACAGUCGCAGUCGCAGUCGCAAACAUCGCGUGUUUCUAAUGCCAGCGCACAUCGUCACAAUGGAACGGAUAAUUCGCGCGAAACCGAUUUGUUGUCUCACGCUGCCUCCGCGUUACGAAGACUGCACUUUAAAUCCGCAGGCGGAAGUCGCAGUUGUCGCACCGUUCCAAAAGUGGUCGUUAUGGGUUCGAGCACCGCUUCCGAGACAACAAUCAACACUAGCACCGACAGCGCCAACACGAUGCUCACCAUGGUGACGACAACGGACGGAGAGCAACCGGACGACAGUUUCGAUUUGAUGGAUAUUCCAUCGGAGAUGUCACCACCGGCUACUACAUCGUCGACCCCGGAGCCGAUUCUAUCGGCUGUAGCUGUAAUCUCCUCACCGCUGCCAGUCCACGCUUCAACCUCUUGUCCGAUCGAAUAUUCGACCCCGGACGAGAAGGGACUUAAAACUGGCGCGACUUUGAGAUCAGAACUUCCAAUCGAUUGUUUGGAUAUUCGAACAUCUAGUGUUUCGAAUCUUCUCGAUGAGACGGAGAUUCCUUCGGUCGAUGCAACGCCUAUUAUCAUCCACGGUACCGUCAACGAGGUCGGUAAGGUUUCCGUCUCCGGAAGAACCCCGCCUCUUCCAGAUCUCCGAGCGACCGAUUUUUUCAGCACACCAGUAAGGGGUUCGAUGGAUGCUGGUCAACCAGACCCGGAUGGUCUAAAUCCGUUGCUAACCUUGCUUGUUGGAAGAUCCCGUGGCGAAGAUGGGAAUCGAGAGAAUCGAAUGGUAAACAACAUCGGUGAGAAGAAAUACGGGGAGGGAAAACCGAAUGUGAAUGUUACGACGAACCCUCUGGACAUAUCGUUGAUAGGGACUUGCACCGAUCAAAGUAACAACGAUCAGUCGUCCGAUGGUCCUGGUAGAACAACCAGUGCCACGAGCAAACCUCGAGGAAAACCCGCCGAAUCGCAUCCCCUCGUUUCAACCAUUCAUUCAUGGGUCAGGCUCUUUUUCCCGUUUUGCGCAAUAGGAGGCAACGCGAGUGGAAAUAAGAGAUCGACGCAAGCGGCAACAAUCGUGGUGCAACAACCGUCGCUGUCAUUGGAUGGAUCAGCCGGAGCUGCAACGAUAUUGCUGCACCCAGAGUUGGACGUUAGACGUCGAGAGGAAAAUAUGAGACAAUUGUUGGAUGUGGCCAAUACCUUGACCUUGCAAGAAAUACACGACUUUGAGAUGAGGUACGGUAGUCCGCACCACAGUCGGUCUCAGUCGGUUAAGACUCCCGGAAGUCGUUCAUCGGGCAGACCAAACUAUCUGUGUCUUCCACAGCAGAGAUCAAGAGUCGCGAGCAUGCCAAAUACCGGUGUUGAAGAAGAGUAUUAUAGACUUCGACAUUUCAGUAUAACUGGUAAAGGAGUUGUAAAUCGAGGAGACUCGUUGAAAAGUCGGAGAUCUCGAUCAAACAAUAGCGUCGCUUCGAGUAACUCGAGCACGGAACAUUUAACAGCUUCGUAUCCUGGAUCGGCAAGAAAUUCUGCAGCGGGAUCGUUGGCGAGUUCCCGCGAAAGCAGCGCGUCUCAGGGACCAACACCGUAUCGCGUUCUAAUGCUGGGAGCUCCAGCCGUAGGAAAAAGUUCGCUGGUUUCUCAGUUUAUGACGUCGGAAUAUCUUCAUGCGUACGAUACAUCGAUUGACGAUGAAUCAGGAGAGAAAACCGUCAGCGUUCUUCUAGCUGGAGAAGAAUCCGAACUGACUUUUAUCGAUCACUCUAGCACUGAGAUGACGCCGGAAACCUGCAUCACUACGUACGAACCACACGCUUAUUGCGUCGUCUAUUCAACGACCGAUCGGGCUUCGGUACGCGUGGCGGAAGAAGUUUUGCAAACACUUUGGCGCAGCGACUACGUGUCGGCUCGAGCGGUGAUCCUUGUUGGAAACAAAGUCGACCUCGUUCGCAGUCGAUUAGUCUCGACCGAAGAGGGGAAAUCUAUGGCUACAUCUUACGACUGUAAAUUUAUCGAAACAUCGGUCGGAAUCAAUCAUAAUGUCGACGAACUUCUCGUUGGCUUGCUUACGCAAAUUCGACUGAAGCUCGAGAACCCUGAAAGAACAAGGGACCUAUUUCGGAAGAGAUCGCGAAAGAAUCGUAGCAAAUCACCUUUAGGAUCUUGUUCUGAAAAUAAUUCACCGAAAAAAUAUCGCGGUAGUCGUACAAGUACCAGUUUAAAGGUACGAAAUUUAUUAGGUAAGGUAUGGGCAAGAGAUAGCAAGUCCAAGAGUUGUGAAAAUUUACACGUUCUUUAAUCGUUUGGACGAAGAAAUGCGACACGACAUUCUAUUCCUACUCGAUCAGAACGUCACUAAAGUUGCUUUCAAUCUGCAAUUUCUUCGUUUUUUACCUUGGUUUCUUCUCUUCUCAUUUCUCUAUCGUUCUCUUCUUCCUGGUAGUUGUUUUUAUCCCUUUUGCCUUCAUUCAUUAUUUUUCCAUCUUUAUUCCAUUUUUCUACAUAACUUCUCGAGCUUCGAUUGCUUUGGAUUUCGCAUCGCGGGGACCAGCAUUCAUCAGACCACUAGUCAAUUCUCUCGUUGUUUCCUAUUUUACUCUAAUCGUAUUGGUGUUGUAAGUUUUAAUGGAAUCGGUUUAUUGGAUAAAAUACGGUCCAUCUAAAUACAUACACGAUCUAAUAGCUUGAAAAGCGUUUAUAAAGACGUUUUUGCGAAACUUUAACUACGUUUCGACAGUGGAGUGCGUGUCAAGGACUCACGAAUAGAUCGAAACCUCGAGUAUAAAAUAAUUCGAACGAGUUUUCUCGGUUUCUCUCUAAUUCCUCUCUGAAACCAACUGUUCCAAUCUCGAAAUUAUAAAAAGCCGAAAGCAUUGUGUGUCACUUACAUAUUUCGAGCUCUUUAUUUUAGCUUGUUCACCUCUUCUCUCUCAAACUCUUUCUCUUACAUCAGUCUUUUUUUGUUGUGGUGCAAUCAGUUUUAUCGAUCUCUUUACUCUUCGCAUGUUUGAUAUACAUAUGUAUAUAUUACUCCCGUUCUACGAUCCAAACGCGAAAAAGUGAACCAAUGUUCUUAUGUUUUUCAAGCUCGCACGAUCGAUGCACAGCCAUAAUCACAUUAGGAUUAUUUUCUUCAAAUUUCACUACAUACCAGGAGUGAAAACACCAUUUACAUUAUAUAUCUCUACAUUAAUAUUAAAUCGACAAUAUACAUAUAUAUGUAUGUAAGCAGUUACUUCGUCUUUCGCAAUUCCACAACUUUCCUACAUUGGGUUUCGUCGUUACGUUAGUUGUCACGCAAAUGUUGAUUGAAUGGUUGAUUGGUUGAACGCAAUCGUGAACAAACAGUACAAAAGUUUGUCGCCUUACUUCGUUCGUCACUUAAAUGAUACAGAGAAUAAGAUAGAGAAGGAGCGAGGGAAAAAAUAAGAGCCGAAAGGAAAAUGAUAAAACUAAAAAAUGGAAAAAUAAAAGGUACACGUGCCGAUUUUUUAUCUCGCAAACCAACGUUGAAUUGUGUUUCUUAUUAAUCUGUUACGAUAUAUUAUGAAAAUUUAUAGAAUAACAAACGCGUUUUUUCUUGUUUGUUAAUCGCGAAGCGAAAAAAUUGUAACGAAUCGAGUUGUAUCGCUCGAGCAAACAGAUCAGUUUGCGUUUAAGUACAUACGAAGAGAAAGAAGGAUUUACUUAAUAGAAAAGAGACAGGGAAACAUAAAAAGGGGAAAAAAGACAAAAUCACACAUUUAGAGUACGAUAAGUGCAUAAAUACAAGUUCACAUGUGAGAUUUUGUUCGUUUACGAGAUUUUGCAGAUAUGACGGAUUUUUGGAAGACUGUCCGGUAAAUUGUAUUACUCUUUAAGUAUACAACCAAUUUUACCUUAGUCUGUAUUGUUACCUUAUAAUAACCUCCCGUCCAUCGACUAGAAAGAAAUUUCUACGAGCCAUGGCAAUCGUUUAAAUCGCCAUUACUGCAUGGAAUCGUAACGAACGUAUCGGACAUUUCGAGUACACGAAUGACCAUAAAUUAGUCGUUAAGAACCGCGCUACUUGUUUCCGCGAAAAGUUUCCAUUACUUUUCGUGCCGAAACGAACUGUAAUUGUACCGUGCUGUACCGCGCCGUACCAUGCCGUGCAUCGUACCAAAUUUUAACUUUUAACCUUUCAAAGCGCAUGUGCGAGACUGAUUUUCAUUCGAUUUCGAAUAUCGAACGAUACCGCUGACGAACGGGCGUUUCGUUUCUUUGAGAAAAUUGUUUGCGAAAUAAACUACAUGUUCCGAUAAGAACAAACGUCGUCGAUGCGCGCAUGCUCUUUUACUUGUACUUUUUUCUCUUUUUCGAGAAAAGAUCGUCCUCUGCUCUUCGCUAGGCCGUAUUAACGACGAGAGCAGCGACGUUAAACGACAAGGACAUGCAAAAGGAAAUUGAGAAUGAGAGGGCAAACUGUAAUCGAAAGGACCAAUUUGAUAAGAAAUAAGAUGUGCAAAGAAAAAUAAAAAGAAAACAUUAUGACUUUCAUGAGUAGACUACGAUGGGAUGAGAAUGGGGAUGAUGGGGAGCGUGCGAGCGAAAGAGAGAGAGAGAGAGAGAAAGAGAGAGAGCGAGCGAGAGAGAGAGAGAAGG